GAGUAAAAUGAACUGAGCGCUACAUCCAAAUGUGAAGAGUCACCGGCUGGGAGCUGUGAGAGCUGUCGACAACAGAGUGCGCGUUCAUUUGAAACGUUCUGAAAUUGGAACCAGACGUUUACAUUAUCGUGUUGCGCAUGCGAAUCAAAGGACGUAAAAGAAACAUCAAAUAAAUAUUGUGUGUGAUAAAAAGCAAAGCUAAGUGCACUAUAAAAAAGCAAAAUUACAAAUUGUGGAAGCAAUGCAAGUGCAUUUAUCAUAAAAUUUACAAAAUUUUGUGCGUGGCCAGCAAUUUUUGGCUAGAAUUUGACUUCGCUAAGCAAUCGCACAAUCCUCCUCUUUGUGUGGGCCGACUUUGUGCAUUCUGCAUUAUUGAUUGUUUUUAUUGUUGUUGUAUUGCCACACACACACACACACACACACAUACAGAACGCGCUUAUCACCUGGCAACUUCAAAAAGUACAUGCAUACGCGUUUUCGGCUUGUAAAUUAUUUACGAUACAAUCAGCUUAAGAUAAAUACGCAGCAAAUAGAGAGUCCAUUAGCACUUUUACCCAAAAAAAUAAAAAAAAAAAACUUCGUUAUUUGUUGCUGAAGUACUUACAAAUAUUUGAGUCUUUGUUGUGCAUUACCUGUUGAUAAAAAUGCCCGCCAACGCCUGCAGCUGUAAAUAGGCAGUCAAGGGUCAUAAAGGAACUGUGUCGCCUCCCGCCACUGCCACUGCCACUACCAUUAGGUGGCUUAUCAGCUUGGACCUUGGGUCAAUAUUCGAAUAUGAGCAGUCUACGACCGAACAGCACAUGCGACACUACUCCUCUCCAGCGGUUCGAGAGUCAAAGCAGUAAUGGUGAGGAGCCAUCCUCACCAACCAGCAUUAUAGCUGCCGCCGUGGUUGCAGCUGCAACAAGUACAAUAACAACAACUAGAGCAAAUGCUACAAAUGCAAAUGCAACGGGAGCCAAUCACAUGCACCACAAUAACAACAAUAACAAUGUUAAGGUUGAUUUACAACUGCCACCGUUUGAAAACAAUGGCGGACUCAGAAUUGGAGCAGUGGUCAUGGCGAAUAAGCCACGAGUUCGGGGCACUGCUCACAUCUUUAGACGCAUUCUCUUGGAUCUGGCCAUGCUGAGCUGUGUUGGUCUGCCCAUGCUCGGAUUCUCGCUGUGGGGUGAGCCCUAUAAGCGAGGCUUCUUCUGCAGCGACGUGUCGCUGAAGCAUCCCUACAAGGACUCUACCAUACGCAGCUGGAUGCUGUACUUAGUGUGUGCUGGACUGCCCAUUUCCACGAUCGUGCUGGUGGAGUUCUAUAGAGCGCAGGAUCGGAAACCGCCGCGCUAUGCGCACUACCAGCAGGGCAGUCAAGGAAGCGGCUAUUACCUGUGCCAUCUCGAGUUGCCUAUCUGGCUGAUCGAAUGCUACCGAAAGGUUGGCAUCUUCGUCUUCGGCCUGGGCGUGGAGCAAUUGACAACGGAAAUAGCCAAGUACGUUAUUGGGCGGCUGCGACCACACUUCUUUGCUCUUUGCCAGCCCAUGCUCCAUGACAACAGCAAUUGCAGCGAUCCGAUCAAUGCGCAACGCUAUAUCGAGGACUUUAGCUGUACAGGGCCCGAUGCGAGCGCCAAACUGGUCAAAGAGGUGCGACUAUCGUUCCCCAGUGGCCACUCGAGCUUCACUUGCUACGCCAUGCUCUAUUUGGUGAUCUAUCUGCAGCGUCGCAUGCAUUGGAAACGCAUCAAAAUGCUGCGCCACAUGCUGCAGACUCUACUCCUGAUGUUCGCCUGGUACACGGCUCUGACGCGUGUCUCCGACUACAAGCACCACUGGUCCGAUGUGCUCGCGGGCGCUGGUAUUGGCAUGGCCUACGCCAUUGUGGUGACUUGUACUUUGUGGUAACACAUUUUGGUUUAAUAUUGCAACGUUCUAGAAAUAAGCUUAGUUACUAUAUUGGUUUUAAAUAUGUAGUGUGGUUGAGUUUUAAGCUUGGUUUAGCUUGUCAUCUUUUUAAAUUACAAUACAAGUAUAUGUGUAUGUGUGCUUUCAUCAUUUUACAUUUUACGUAAUAAAAGUAUUUAACGUUUACAACAAA
Molecule: messenger RNA, 2089 nt
Organism: Scaptodrosophila lebanonensis
Lineage: Eukaryota; Metazoa; Arthropoda; Insecta; Diptera; Drosophilidae
Product: putative phosphatidate phosphatase
Exons: 7
Coding region: 775-1896 (373 amino acids)
Biological process (GO): phospholipid metabolic process; signal transduction; phospholipid dephosphorylation
Molecular function (GO): phosphatidate phosphatase activity
Source: RefSeq, a predicted model, not a curated record